AUGAGACCAGUCUUCCUGAACAUAAUAGUCACUAUUGGAAUAGUUAUUGCUGACGAAGAAGGACCAUUUAAAAUAGCUUCUAAGCUGGACCCUACAAAGUUCUUUAGUGGAGGAUAUUCGAUGGAAGAUAGAAGAAUUGUAAUGUCAAAUACGAUGCCCGCUUUAGAGUUCGUAAAAAUACCUGUGGGCAAUAGUGCUACCAGGUUUACUAUCCAGGAGGUAAAUACUAAAGAUUAUUUGGAUAUUGAAAGUAAUAUAAAUAAGUUGGUUAUAUGGAAAACCGCUACACCUGAAAUCAAUCAAAGGAUAUUCAUGUUUCCUAGAACACAAAUAAAAGAUACUGGGUUCAUGAUUGUCAGCUUUAAGAAUGACUAUACAAGCUCCGAAGAAUGCUUGCAAUACAACGAAGAUACUGGGAACAUCACAAGAGAGAGAUGCGAUGGCAAUAAUCCUCGGCAGAAGUUUUUAUUUGACCGUGAUAUUCCUGUCAAUGAAAUGAAUCAAAGGAUGCUUCUAAAUCACGAGCCUUAUUGCCCAUACGGAGACCCGAGCAAGUGUGGAAAACCAAGUGUAAUCAUUAUCAACAAGACUUCCGAUCCUGCCUCACACUCACACAGUCAUGCAUCAUCACAUCUACCUCGUUUAUCUCGUUCACAUGAACACUUACUACACAAUCGUGAUGAUUAUCAUCAUGAAGAUAAUCAUUUUCCGCAUUUCAACUUCUUGACAAGCAAAUACUGA
Molecule: messenger RNA, 741 nt
Organism: Ordospora colligata OC4
Lineage: Eukaryota; Fungi; Microsporidia; Ordosporidae
Exons: 1
Coding region: 1-741 (246 amino acids)
Source: RefSeq, a predicted model, not a curated record